This is a messenger RNA of Marasmius oreades (fairy-ring Marasmius), 980 nucleotides long. RefSeq lists its product as uncharacterized. The record is from RefSeq and is a predicted model, not a curated record. The transcript has 5 exons. Bases 180 to 980 code for a protein of 266 amino acids. Gene Ontology annotation, cellular component: SAM complex. Lineage: Eukaryota; Fungi; Basidiomycota; Agaricomycetes; Agaricales; Marasmiaceae. Gene Ontology annotation, biological process: mitochondrion organization.
CACCAUCACACACACGACAACCCCUCCCUUCAAACAUAUGGGCGAUAGUGAUAUCAAGCUACAUAUUUGGCCUAGAAGUUGGAAUCUACCUUCAUGGGAUCCCGCGUGUUUGACUGCAGUCAUGUUCUUGCAGUUGACCAUCCCCGACCGGUUCUCCGUCGUAGAAGACCUGAACCCCGAUGCGUCAGUUACCGGUAGGUCAACUCCCGUUUUUGCAGCAUAACGAUGAAAUCUUCUCGUCCCUACAUUCAAUGAUAAAAUACGUCCUCUCGCUCCCUGGUGUGAAGUCUACAUUUUCUCAACCGUCAGGUGCUGAAACGGCAUGGAUAACUCACGCCGAGUCUGCACUUGGUGAUCUGGUGGCCAAUAUGCUCUGGGCAUUGGAAGCCAAUUGGAGCGAGCUAACACACCCUACUUUGGCAAAAACAUUCCCUAUUCCCCAGCGCUACUAUUCUCCACAUAGGAUACGCGCCACCUACAAAGCUCGAUUGGAGGCAGCAGACCUUUGGUCCCUACCUGGUGUAGAACAGGAAGACGCAAAGAAGACAAAUUUCCGAAAUCUCAAGCCUCGGAAAAUCGAAGAUCCUGGACCCCAGCAUAUAUUUGCGAAAGUUUUUGAGCGGGAAAAGGUCUUAGAAAAAGCGCGCACCAUUCUCGAACUCUUCAAUCGCCUGCUUGGGAAUAAGGCGUAUUUUGGCGGUGAUAGCCCUACUCUACUCGACAUAACUGUUGCCGCGCAUUUGCUACUGUUAUUAGUCCCACCGUUCCCGGACCCGCUUCUCCAAGGUUUAAUCAACACGUCCUUCCCUUCGUUAGUUAUUCACGCGGAUCGCAUGCGCAAAGAUGCUUUAAACAUGUCAAACCUCCGCAAGAGCAUGCGCACGUCCUCUUUCGAAGAUGUUUGGCUCCAACGUUUGCGGUUCGGAUUUUUUGGCGUCGCUUUGGGGGGUAUUGCUGCAUAUACCAUCUACUCCAAAUGA